Tachyglossus aculeatus (Australian echidna) is the source of this 3158-nucleotide messenger RNA. RefSeq names its product transmembrane protein 130 (gene TMEM130). Bases 179 to 1528 code for a protein of 449 amino acids. The record is from RefSeq and is a predicted model, not a curated record. The transcript is spliced from 8 exons. NCBI's taxonomy places the organism in Eukaryota, Metazoa, Chordata, Mammalia, Monotremata, Tachyglossidae.
CCAGCUCAGCAUUCCAGCUCAGCAUUCCAGCGCAGCAUCCCAACGCAGCAUCCCAACGCAGCAUCCCAGCUCAGCAUCCCAACGCAGAGGACCAGAGCCAGCCAAGGAUGAGCAAGUCCGCUGCUCGGCGCUGAACAACAGCCACAGCUGGCUCACCUCGCCCAUCUUCCCUGAGCCAAUGGCCCCGCUGACUUCCCCGGCCUUCAGCUUCCUCCUCCUCCUGCUCCUGCUCCUCCUCCGGGCUGCCUGCCUCAGCCUCCUUCCCCAGGCCAGGCCAGAAGCAGCAGCAGUUCAGUAUGAUCUACAUCUCAGCACAGAUGGGCCGACCACCACCGGUGCAGAUGGGCUGGUGCUUGCCACUCUGAUCGCUGGGAACGGUAGCCAUGCUGUCUUCCCUGAUGACCUCAAACAAUAUCGCUUUCACUGGGUCUACAGCCCACUCCUGCUCACUGGGAAAUCCGAGGGAGAAUUUAAUUCAGCCAUCUCCGUGACUGGACAAUCACCAGGAGACUUUCCCAUUGCUGUCUGGGUCACUCCUGCAGACUGCUGGUUAUGCCAGCCGUUGGCCAAAGGCUUCACGUUGCUCCAUGUUACAGAGUUCAUAGUCGGGAAUCUCAUCCUGGUGCAGAGAGAAGGCAUCAGCAGCCAGGCCAAGCAGGGCUCUCACCUGGCCAGAGACACUACAACACAAGCGUCCUUCAUUCUUCACGAUCCUAGUAACUAUUUCAAGUCAGCGUCGUUCCUCUACAAUUGGGACUUUGGAGAUGGGACUCAGUUGGUAACAGAAGACUCGUUUGUCUAUUAUAAUUACUCUACGGCUGGAACCUGCACAGUUCAUCUCAAAGUUGUGGCUGAAUGGAAGCAGUUGAAAAAGUCACCCAACGAGAAAGGCCUAGUGCAGAAAACUGGAGAGUUUACUGCCUCGCUGGAGUUACUAGAUGCGGUUCAAAGUAUUCAAGUCUUGGGCUCCAGCGAGACUCACAUAAUGCAGACAUUAAACUUCUCUCUGCAAAUCAGUGGCAGCCCCCCACUGACCUUGUGUUGGCUGGUGAAGUCGGACUGCAUCCCACUGGAAGGAGACGAUUGCCACUUGAUGAAAGUAAACGGCACCUCCUGCAAUGUGAGCCACACCUUCAAUGUGCCAGGGCGAUACUGCCUCAGUGUGAGGGCCCAGAAUGCUGUCAACAAGCUGCAUCAGUACCAUCCCAUCACAGUCAGUGCCACUGGGAUCCACCCAGCUGUUUUUGCUCUGCCUUGUGUCGUCCUCAUCUCUGUGAUGCUGGGCCUCAUCGUGUAUGCGACCUUUCGGAGUACCUCACAGCCAAAGGACCUAGUGGAGGUGGCUGACUUUGAUUUUUCUCCCAUGUCCGACAAGAGCACGGUUGGUUCAGAGGCCGAGGGCAGGUGUGCCUGGGUGUGCUGCAGGUCCUGCCGCCUUCAGGCCCCACACGGGUAUCGAGAGAUCAUCCGAGAGACCCACGGGCUCCUCCAUCCUCUGCACAAGCCGGCCAAAACGUACAUGGUGUGACACCCCUGCCCAGCUCCAGUGGCCUGUGAUCCUCCAAGCAACUGACAAUGCGCGGAUGGCUCCUUCUGGCAGGUGCGGUCUGCAGAGAAGAAACUCUAUCCAGUGAUAGAGGGCCUUUCAUCCCAGAGUCAGGAAGGGAACUUGAAAAAGAAUCAAGUGACUUUGCUACUGUAAGCUCCUGUAGGCAGACUCAAGACAGAGCAGGGAAUAGCUGAAUCAUUCACCGUGCCAUUUUGUUCCAUAGUCCGUCCGUUCCCUAUAACCCCCUGCUUCUAAUACCUCGGGGAGUUACAGCACACUAAGUCUGUUUCAGAGGCAAAGAUGCAGUAGGAAUAAAAAUCAAUGCUGAGUCCUCCCCAACAACAGCAGAGGAGUAACCCAAGUUAUUAUUAUUGCUGUUAUUAUAUUUGUUAAGCACUUACUGUGUCACACAUGCUCUAAGCACUAGAGUAGGUACAAGUUCAUCAGGUUAAACACAGUCCCUGUCCCACAGAAGGCUCACGGUUUAAGAAGAAGGGAGAACAGGUGUUAAAUUCACAUUUUACAGUUGAGGAAACUGAGGCACGGAGAAGUUAAAUGACUUAUGCAAGGUCAUACCGCAAACAAAUUACAGAGCCAAGUUUGGGGCCCAGGUCCUCUGAAACCCAGGCCCAUGCUCUUUCCACUAGGCCAUGCUGCAUCUCAAGAGUUGUGACUACUAUAAAGCUGGCUGGUAUUAGAAUUAGGGUGGAAACUGAUUUGUUUUUCAGAGUAUAAAUAGUCUCUUCCCCAGUGGCUUUCCAGUGCCCCAUCCUCUUCCUUCCCCUGGCAGCACUUCUUGCCUGUCAUUUUAGUAGUCCCAUUUUCAGAAAUGGGUCGGCUGCUACAGAAAUGGCUAGCUUCAGAAAAUAUUAGAAGCUGCACGUAAGUACCACCUCAGAUUUUGAAAAGUUUCUUAUCUGAUUAGAGUAUUCUGCACAGAAGGGCUGGGUUUCAAAGGUGGCUCUAAAGCAAAUUUACUCUGAAAAUGAAAAUUUAAGUCACCUCACAUAGACCUCCCCAACAGAAAUUUCAGCUGAACCGACUCUCAUUUUAAGCAGUCUCCCUAUAAGCAAGAGGCCUUAGAGAGAGGGAGAAAAAGCUUCCAGUCGGCCAAAGAUUUCCCCCUGUAAAAUUCAAAAGACAACCCUGUAGUGUGGCUCAGUGAGUCUGAAAUAGGGUGAGCAUAUAUUAAGGGUAGACUUGGAAAGAGGAGACACAGGGUAAUUGAGCAGUUCAGGAUAGAGUGAGGAGGCUAGUGAAAUGAAGCCAGAAUCAGUGGGAGAAUUGAAUGUCCACCUUAUAGAUCAAUGACCUGGAAAAAUUAAUGUGCAGUUAGGCGGUGAAGUCACUGACUCAAACCUGAGAGGCCAGUCAAUGCAGGAAGAGAGAGCAAUUAAGUUCAGCUGAGAGAAACACAUGGCCAUACGUAUAGGAGCAGCCAAGUGAAGGAAAUGUUGGGAAAUGAAACUAGGGGCAGAAAAACAUUAACAAGAGAUAUUCCUGCAGUAAUCAUACACUACCAGACAACAGGAAAAUGCUGUAACACUGUUAUUCAGUUCAUUAUCCAGAAGUAUGCUAUAACUAAAAUAAAGCUCAUAUGCUGAGAGUA